This is a messenger RNA of Caenorhabditis auriculariae, 8413 nucleotides long. Lineage: Eukaryota; Metazoa; Nematoda; Chromadorea; Rhabditida; Rhabditidae. The record is from the annotation of a GenBank genome assembly.
AUGAGUCCGAGAGCGCUCCACGCGAGAAAAGAGAAAGAGGCCGAGCCCCUUUUCCUUCUUCCCGUUUUCGCCGCUGCUGCUGCCAUUUUUUUUUCCAUCGCCAGCAGCAUCUGCGAGAAACACCGCAAGCACGCGUCUGACGUACGGCUUCUUCUUUUUUCUUCUUCUUUUUUUCUUCUUCUUCUUCUUUUUCCCCUCACUUGUUUACUCGCCUUCAUCAUUCCCAUCAACCUUCAUAAUUGCCUGUGGCUGCUCCACGCAAGUAGAAAAAAGUGUCCUUUUCUCUCUUGCUUCGCUUAGGUUUCUCGCCUUUCACAUUCACAUGUUGCUCUAAAUAGACGCGUCCCUCACAUAAUUGCUCAUUUUAGAAAAAAAGAAGUGUCGACCAGUUUAUAGCCUGAGGGAAAACAAAAAAAAACCUAACGGUUCUAAGCAGCAAAAACUGAUCAAAAUAAAUGUAUCAUUAUGUAAACUUCAAAAUUUGAGAUUCUGACUUUGAGAAUCACUAAAAAGCCACACAGGAGGCUGUUUGAAGAUCAAUUUCGCAGGAUUACAUGGUUUAAAAACAAAAUUAUAUAGGAGAAAAGCGGAUGGACAGAUGAAUUAUGAUCUAGAAGCAUAUUUUUCGUGAAGGGUAAAACGGAUCAGAAACUAUUCAUUAUCUUUUUUUCCUUAUGCUUAAAAAGUUGCUGGAAAUUUUUGAAACGAUUUCUGGAAAAAUGAAAAUAAAUCUCUCUCUGUUAAAAAACUUCUAAUACUGAUAUAUUUUUGAUGCUCUCAUAAUCGGUGUUUAAAAUAUUCAAUUUUGAAAGCGACUUUAGAGAUAAUCUGAAGCCAAUGGAAAAAAAAAAACUCAAGUAUCUUUGACUCGCCUCAACCAAUAACAAGCUGCUCGAAUGCAUUUCCGUGCUAAAAAUUCGUCUCAAGAGACCUGAAAACAAAUCGUUCUUAUCAUUGCGAGUAGUUGUUCGGCGUCAGUUGUCGGGUCUCGUCGUACUCAAAAGAAAGAACCAAUUUCAGGAUUGUUUCCAUAUCGAUAGGCGUCCGGCGCCUCUCCAAAGUGUUCGACUAUCCCGUUAUAGCUGUAGCCGAAUCCUCCCGUCAGUAGUUUAUGGACGACAAGCCGCCCAGCCGCUGCUCUUUGUUUUCAAUCCGACGAUAUUUCUGUUCGAGAUGACCCCUUCUCCUGUGGCCAUGCGUAUACUGUUGCUGUGGAUGGUCGGAAUCUUUUCUGUUUCACCAAAUUCGGUGAAGAGAGAAACGGACGAAGCGCCGCCGCCGUCUUACAUGUUCACGGCAAAUCCAGAGACAGACGUUGCCUCGCAGGUCCUGUCCCACCGACCCAUCAUCUGUAACAACCACACAGAGUUUGAAUGCGUCUGCAUGCUGCCAAUCAUGUCUCCGGCGUCUUCUGAAAACCUCACGACUUCUUCCGACUCAACCAUUCCCGACUGCAGCAAGUUCAUCAAGGUAGUUUGAAUUUUAUUUUCAAAAAACCCUUCAAGUUCAAUUUCUCAGCUAUAAAUAGCCGAAAAAACGAGAAGCUGUUUUGCGUAUAUUCUGAUCGACGUGUUAAUUGAAGGUGUCAUGUUACGAGGAGAAAGGGAAGCGUUCGAUAGGGGAGAACCGGCUUCCGGUGGCUUUAUUUUUGAGAAACCUAGUUAGCUUCGAAAAAAUCCACUGAAAAAGGAAACUUACUUUAUUGAAAGUACGAAUUUUGCUAUCAAGUGAACAUUUUUCACCAAAAACAAUCAUUUUUUCUAGCUGUUUUCUGGACAGUAAUCUCGAAAUUGCUCACAAAAUCAAACAAUAGCUACUCCGGAGACUCAAAACCGCUGAAGCGCAACAAAAUUUUUGAAGCAAAGUAAAAACAAAAGAAAAAUGGCUUGUUGGGAUAUGAUAGUUUCAAGAAAUCACCAAAACAAUUUCUCGAAGCCUUGAUGACAAAAUGAAUGAGCAGAGCUGCACCUGCCAUUUUUGAAGUUGAUUUUAGUACCUCAAGUAACUCGAUUUAAUCGUUGAUUAACGCACGCGGCAAUCUAAUCUAUUAGCCAGUAUUUUAAGAACAACUUGUGUCAGAACGAAAAAUUCUACGAAAAAUCAUCGAAAAGCUCCAAUCUCCAGUAACAGUGUCGUGAUCUGAAGGCGCAUCGCCUAAACGUGCAAGGACCAACUAACAGGAUUAGUUAGCCCCGAUGUCAAUCCAAUUCCACGAUUUGCACUCAGCUUGAGAUGCAGUGCAAUAGCCAGAUAAUUCCGGACUCCAUGUGGAAAGAGAGAGAUCGGGAAAAUUAAGUAAACGUUACACUAUCACCUACAUCUCAAAUUUCCUCUCGAAUGAUGUUUACUUUCUAAAAUUUCCCAUUUUCCGGAGCCAAAAUAAUUCAAGCAACCUCGAUUCGAUUGUGUUUCCACCAGUUCACAAACUCAAUUGUAUUCAGACACAUUGCAAAACAGAGAAAGAAGCCAGAAUUUCAAACUUGAAAAGACUAGUGCUGAUUCUCCAAAAAAAAAAUUGAUGGAAAAAUAACCAAACUCAGAAAAUUUUCGACAAAUAACUUUUUUUUUUGUGAAUUUUCCCUCUGCUGUCUAUUCCAAUUUUCCACCUCAUUUUUUUUUCUCUCUCUUCAAUUUUAUGACCAACUUUUUUGUCUACGAAUUGAAAAUUUUUUCAUGAUAGAACUAUAUAAGAUCUUCUAGACUUCGCCUGAGAAAUUUCUCCCAAUAGUUUCUCACAUUUUUAAUGUCCCCGGUCACUUCCGUUAUUUCAAACUACGUUUUUAAUACUUUUGAACCCUCCAUCCGUUUUGGUCUGAGUGAAUGCAUAAAAAGUUCAAGAGCCUUUCGAGGGCCAACCCCAUCAAAAUUAUUGCCCUACUUGAGUUCUCCGAAAGAGAAAUAAAGAAAGAAAAAACCUAAAAAGCGAUUAGCUGAGCCGUUUUUUUUUUUUGAGCGCCGGAUACGCAACGAAGGCAAUUUUGGAGCCAAAUGGCAUACACAAAAAUAUAUUUUCCAGUGAAAAUGUAGUUUUUUAAUACUUGGAUUUCAUUGCUGGCUUCAAUGAAGUGAAAGUUGGAAUUGAACCUAUCAGAAUACCUCUGGAGAGAGCCAAUAAGUCAUGCAACCGACCAAAGCGGCUCCACAAACCGAACGAAAAUUUGCGCCGCUGGCAAAAACCGCAAUUUGUCUUGCAUGGCUCCCAUUCCGCCCGUGUUCCUCGUCGCUUUUUCCCAAGUGCGAAUCGAAUCAGUCCGAAAAGCAGUAAGAAGAUAAAUGCUUCUUUUUUUCGGCUUUUUUUUUUGCCUCUCGAGCAACUGUCAACUCGAUUACGAAUCGCCACACAGUUUUUUUCUUCUCCGGUGGACUCUUGGGGUGCCAUCGCGCAAAUAAAUUCCUUCAUAUUUGUCGAGCUGCUUUCGAAUCCCCUCAGAUUAAGUAUGACAUUGGCGGUUCGAGCAAACAUCUGACUUCAGAUGAAUAGAAUGUCGUAAUGGGGAUUAGUGAGAAACUGGAAAAUAUCAAGUGAAAAGCUUCCGGUUUUUUUUUGUAUUUUUUUUUUCGUGUCCAAACUAUUGUUUUUAGCUUGAAACUUUAGAUUUAAAGAUUGGAAAUAUAUAUUCCAUGAUUAGAAAAAUAGCUGAAGAGAGAGUGAGAAACCCAACCUUCCCUCAUGCACCACGCCAAUUCACAGCAGACUCGCUGAAAUGAGCUGAAAAAAAACAGCCGAAAAAUCGACAGAGAAAAGCAUCACAUAAAGCAGACGUUGAGUCAAACAAAAUCCUGCUGAAAAGCAAUAAGACUUUUUUUUUUUACUUGAAAAUGAAUUCCUGACGACUUCAACAGCUACUAUUUUCAGUACCAAAUUAAAAUCCAGAUGUCUCCAACACAUUUAUUUCUGUCCAGGCGCAAUUAUGACACAAAGGCGGGGGUUUUUUUUUUGAGAAACAAAAAAGAAAACCCAGCAAGAGUGAAAGAGAAAUGAGUUCCUCGUUUGAGCUUUUGCGAGCUUUUUCGGAACUCCAUUCUUUUCUUUGGACCACUCGAUUUCCUAAAAAGAGCGGAAAAGCAGGAAUCGGGAUGGACGGUUAUGCUAAAUAAAAAUUAGCCCUUGACAAAUCUCAAAAAAGGAAAACCUUUGGAGUUCUCAUUUCCGGCGCCAUUCAAAAAGAACGACAAUUUCCUGUGGCAUAGUGGGCAAUUACAACUCGCGAAAGAGAAAAAUGAAAAAAAGACGCAACUGAAGCUUCAAAAAGAAAAUCUUGGGAGCAUGAAUCAUCAAAAAUUAAAUUUUGCAGACAGAUGAACUUCCAGUGGUGGACAUGCGCAUGAGACACGUGAACACGGAAGCCCUUCUCUACACAAAACAAAGUUACGAGGUGCAAAACGUCUUCCUUCUAUUCAAAUCUCUUAGAAAUUUCAAUAACUUUAAUUAAAUAUUAAUUUCCAGUUUUUACAGAACAACGCAUGCCUCUGACUGUAAGUUAAACAAUAGAGCUACAGAAAAUAAACUUACGGAGUUAAUUAUAAUCAUUACCAGUUCUUAUUCAGCCGUUUAGAAAAAAUGACUUUUUUUUUCUAGAAAAAAUUGUAAUGAAUAAUUUCUUUUUCAGUUGAAAGUUCAAAGCUCAAUCUAUUAAAAAACCUUUCAGGAGUACUUCAAAAAGCGGAUUGCGGGGAUCGUGUCUCACUACUGCCAACACAACACCAACGAAUGUCCGGGCACAGCGUUGCGCAUGAACAAAGUGAGUGAGGUACUGUGCACGAUCCCUUUCCUUUUUUUUUUUUAAUUUUUUGUACAUCUGAACUGUUUUUCCUUAUUAGCACAUGGUCGUUUUUUUCUCUUUUUUUUGAAAUCUAUUUCGGAAAAGCGGGGCUGAAAACUCGUUAAAAGUUUGAAGCAUGUUGAAGAAUUUGUAAGCACGGUCUUAAAUUUUUGAAUUGUUCAAAUGUUAUUUUUGUCCUUUUUGCGAACUCUAUCGCAUGAUUGCUAAAACCUUGAAAUGAAAUCAACGAGUUAUUGAAAAUGGUUUCGUUAUCUUCGUACCCGUUCACAGGUUGAUAAUCCACACUCAACUGCCUUCUGCCCUCUUGAGUUUUUGAAAUGAUGAAAGUCUAACCAAAUCGCAAGUGAUCGCUCAAAAAUCACAUUGUCACUUUUUUUUGAUGUUCAAAUUUUUGUUGAUCCGAUGAACUAACCUCAAGUAUUUUCUUUUCGCUUUUGCAAGAAUUUUUGUAUGAUGUAAAAAUUUAUGUUCAUGUGAUUUAUUUUCCUUGGUUACACAAAAUUUGGUUGAAACCCACGGUCAAAAAUGAAAAAUUAAAAGAAGCUAACAGUGAACUUCGUUUUCAAAAAAUUAGAAAAGAUAUUACUGAAAUUUUGAAUAUAAAUACUUUUUUUUAAAAAGCUUUUGCACCACAAGCAUGUCUCCAACAACUUUUCGAAUCGCUCACUUUAAAUUCUAUUAAAAAACUUGAACACGCUUCGAGUAAAUUUGACGUACCAAUUUGGCAAAGGUUUUACAUCAUCAAUAAACUCUUGACACCUUUUUUCAAAAUGGCAGAAAAGCAGAAUAUCCGUUGAGUGUGGUGAAAUCAACUUUUAGGGGUCGGAAGAUGACGCUAACGAAGAAGUCACAUACGCGGUUGACGAAUCCGAACCCUUGUUGACACAGGAAAACGUCGUCCUUCUGCGAAUGGAACAUCUUCGCGCCAAUGUUACUCGUGUCCUUUUCGUUAUCAUCAAAAACGACAGAACUACAGUCAUUGACGAAGACGCCAUUAUCGACCCAGUUAAGGUGAAGAACCAGUGAAAAAAAGAUAUGAUCCUAGAAUUACAGGUGAAGUACAUUAUUGCAAGCCAAGCGACGCCGUUGUCGCGAGUCCUUGGUGGAAUUCGCAUUGAUAGCGUUCGCGUAGGUGGUCUUAAGCGAAACGUCAACUUCAAGGCGGCCUACGUCGGUGCCACCCACGCCCAGAGGCGCGACAACGAACGCGACAACUCAAAGCUGAUUCGUAUCAUUUGGAUCGUCGGGGGAUUCUUCGCGAUAACCUACCUUAUUGGCCUCUAUCAAUGUGUCAAGUGAGGUUUCGCCAAAUUCAGAUAUGAGUAAGCCUAGAAGAGUAAUUUUUGAAGAGGAAUUGUGGGAAAAAUUUUUUUUAAAAAGGUAUGAUUGUUUAAUGUUACAGUAGAUCUCAACGUUGGAUGCAGAGGCUAUUUCAUUAAGCAACAGGACAGGAUCUGAACAUCCCUUUCCUUAUUUGAAACAUUUUUUCUUAGCAUCGCAUAAUAAAAGUACUAGAAAGGUUCACUAACCGUAACUGGCUUUUAGGUACAACUGGAAGAAAUGGCAGCGGAAACGUCGUGGAUCAAAAGCAGAAAGCGUAGUCGGACUGGCAGCAGCCGCAGACGGACGCAACUAUGGCACCCUCGAAAGCAAACGACGACCAUCACGCAACGGCCACGCAAAUCAUCUCGGUGCUCACGUUACCGUCGCUGCAAUCGAAGAAAGGAUUCCUCUGACAUAUGUGGAGAUCGACGAAAACGCCAACGAAGACGUUGAAACGAGCGACGGAAGGCCAAGAGUGCUCAGCGACCGACAAGCACGUAAUUUGUUCAUGUGUGAUGCUUCUCAAUUGCCACGUGAAGCAACCAUCGACGGCUCUUUCGCCGUAUACGAACCCACGCCUCCGACCAAACGAAAAGAGUCACCACCAUCUCAGCAGCCUAAAGCAUCAGAAGCGCCUUCUGAAAGCUUCUUCCCACCUAGUGAAGCGUUCACUGAGUACGUCGAGGAGCAGUACAAUAAGAGCCGUGCGUCCAACGGCUCUCCUGACUACCAGACCAGCCAACCAACAACGCCACCUGCAGAAAUGUCUGGUCGACAAGGCUCUAUGCCGCCCGUCGUCUUGCUUCAGUCUUCUUCUCAGAUUGGUACUCCCGACUUCGACUCCACACCGGCAAAUGACAGCAAUGGUAACAAACUAAGAAGCGAAAGCCCAACGAUAGGAAGACCUCGAUCUCGGCGUGGAAGUCGCGUUGAUGAACCAGAAGGACUUCUGGAUCUUCGCGAACUGAAGCCACUCCACUUCGAAGACCCACUAGCAGAACCGCUCGACGCCCCAGUUCCAGCCGAUCAAAUUCAAACAGAGGUCGAUCCAGAGGACCGUUGGUCUAGCAGCGAGGAAGGUGAAGUCGAUGUCUACUACAAAAUGAGCGACGAUGAAGAUGGCAUCACGAAAGAAGAGGAGGAGUGGCAGAAAGCUUUGGCCAAAGCUAGCAAGGUCGCCGAAGCACAAGGAAAUCCGAUCAGAAAUGCGCCAGAAAUAGAGGUCCAGAGUCCGUCAGCCACUGAUCUGGCUGCUCAUCAGAAAACUCCACCUUCCUCGCUUGUCCACGACUCCGAUUCGGAAGCAGAAGACGCCGAAGAAGACGGUGACACAGAAAUGCCGCCGGCAGAAGACGCAGACAACUUCGUCUAUGAGCGCCUUCGGGAGGAACUCUCGCCGCAGCCCCCAAUCGUCGUUGAUCUAGACACGAUAGACCUUGACCUGGAACCUUUCACUGGCUCCAAGGAAAUGCCACCGCCACCUCCUCCAGAGCUUUUCGAUUCUCCGCCAGAAAGCAACAGCGAGCGUCAUUUCCUUGAUGACGAAGAAGCCGAUUCUUUGCGGUAAAAAUAGGAUGUUUCGCUAGAGUUUAUUUAUUUUUCUUGUUAAUGGAUCUACGAUAUGAAUACAAAUGAAGAUAUUUGCUAAAAGACACGGAGGAACUUUUUUUUUGUGCGUUCAAUUUAGUUGUUUAGUGUCAUAGUUCCGAGCCAAAUGACCCGAAAACUUUCUAAUUUUCGAGAGAAUCUCUCGUCCCCAUUAAAAAAAUGCUCAAGAAACUUUUUCUAUUCACGUUGAAGUUUGAAAAAAAUUAAAAAAAUGGGUAAAAAAAUUUAUAUAGACGCCCGGUGGCCCACAGAGCAAUAAGAAAAAAAUAUAUGAAAAAUCAGUUUCAAAUAUAUUAAAACUAAUCUUCCUACUUAAUCGCUUCAUUCUAUUGAAAGAAAUUGUUUUUUUAUAUUCUCCCAAAAUGCCCAACAACGUGCAAGGCCAAAAUCCAAAUGGUUUCACUUGAGUUACAAUAGAUAUUAGUCAUUGCCAAACUUCUCUCAUGUGUAAAUCGUCUAUCCCCGCUGUUAUUUUUUUCCGAAUCAAAACGAUUUAAUCAAAAACCGAUUGUGCCUACUGUGUAUUUGUUUCAUCAAAAUUUAUGUUCUUAUGAAUAAAACUAUGGAGAAUGGUUGUUUGACAAGAAUAAAAGUUGAAUGAAAAAUGGCAGAAAAAAUAAUCUGAAGAGAAAUGUUCCUGAAGACAGGCAAAAAUAAUCGAUAGGCAGAACGAGAACGACUCUCUAUUUUCGAAUUAA